GGUCGAAUUGCAUAUUAAACUCUACAUAUUAUGGUUUUCUAAGCAUCACCAGCCACAAGUCGCAACUGAUUUACACCGAUUAGAAAUAGAAGCAUUUAACUUCGUAAAGUAGCGAACAAACUUAGUCUGCUCUCGCAUAAUUCGAGAUCUUCUUCGAUUUUAUACUAUGGCGAAACCAGCGAAGAAAAAAACCCCAACUGAGCCCAUUACAGUUUCAAAAAUUUAUGAAACGAUUCAAGCCAAAGGAUACCUUCACACAUUAUGGUUAGAUCUUAUAUUUGAUAUUAAAGCAAAGCCAACGUAUCAGCGUUUACAAGCUAUGGUCAGUGAUGUGAUUAAUAAUACUAUGUCAACUUUAACUUCAAACUCAGUUGAUGAAAAAGAUGAAAGACUAAAGGAAACUGGAUUAACUGAAAUCAGCAUAAUGACAUAUACUCUUGAUACUGUCAUUUCUGAAGUAUUGUAUCGGAAAUAUCAAAAUGAGUUUGAGGGCAUCGUAAGGAAUCUCAUUAAAGAUGUUCUAAAAUCCAAAGCAGCAGAAGCUCGUAAUUCUGCUAAAAAUGAUUCAGUAUUUGAGAACAUUCAAAGAAUUUUCAAUAAAAAAAAUCCUAAAUCAACAGAUAAUAAAGAGAAUGAUCAUACAGUCACUGAUGCUAACAAAUCUCAGAUCUCGAAUUCCUCUAAAGACGGGGGAGAAAUCAAAGCUGCUCCUGCUCGUAAGAGAGGAAGACCAAAGAAAACAAAUAUAGAUGAAGGAGAGGCUGCAAAUGGAACCGCUGUUCCUGAAAGCAAAGAAAUUAGCGUACCUAUGACUCCAGAAAAAAAUAUUGCAUGUGUUAAUGAUAAAAUAAAAUAUGAAGUCCCUGAUGAAGAGAGUGAUGCCGAAUCAGAGAUAUCUGUUGGAAGGAUGUCUCUCGACUCAGUUAGCUCAGUGCACACAAGUGAGUUAUCAUCUUUUGAAGACAAUAUUAGUAUUUGUUCAGAUGAUGAAGGAGAAAAGAAAUAUGUUCCUUUGAAAGUUGCGAAUGAAAUGUAUCUUCGAGGCAAACUUUCUCAGAUUUACGAAUUUGGAAAAAACAGUGAAAGAUUGAAACAAAAGAAGCAGGUUUCAAAGGAUCUCUCCAAAAGAAACAAUUCAGGUUUUCGAAAUGACAGCUUUUCAGUUCGUAAAGUUUUGCCUCAAAGAGUUAGGAAACCUAAUCCUAAGUAUAAUUCUGAAACUAUGUAUUGUGAUUACAAGGAUUAUUCAUUUCCACAUGCUGAUACAUUAUUAUCAAGUUCUCAAGAUGAGAUGGAUGACAAGAUUUUUGAACCCACUAAAAUCCAGGGAAAGCGUAAAAGGUCAAGCUUGGAUAAAGGAACUAGCUCUACUCCUCCUAAGAUUUCACCAGCUCGAAACAUUUCAGCAUCAAAGGGGAGAAAGGCAAAUAACUCCCCUAAAUCGAAAACUUCUACAAAAUGGUAUGAUACCUCCGAUUUGUACAAGCCUCGCCCAGUGACUGGAGGCAUAGGAUCACGAAGCACGGCUGUCACUGCAUUUUCAACAUAAAUUCCAUUUCAUGUUUAAUUCUUGUAAUGAACCUUGAGUGACAAUAUUUAUCACUCAAGAUAUUUCUCACAGUAUUUUCCGAUUCCUCAGAAAUUACUGUGCAUGGCUAAUAACUCAUUAAUCUAGAUUUUA
Molecule: messenger RNA, 1681 nt
Organism: Argiope bruennichi
Lineage: Eukaryota; Metazoa; Arthropoda; Arachnida; Araneae; Araneidae
Exons: 10
Coding region: 167-1549 (460 amino acids)
Source: RefSeq, a predicted model, not a curated record